AUUUGCUUGCGGUUUUCAAAAUUUUGAAUAAUACUUUUGGCACAAAAUUAACUCCACAGUAACACCUGUUAUGCUGAAUCGACCAAUCAGAGAGCGCUAUCCAGCGCGAUUACAUUUAACUUUAUUUACGUUCGAAAUUCACUUACUUCUUGUGAAUCAAUUUCACGGAAGCAAAUUAGAUGAUGGCGCAUCACAAAAUGUAUUUCUCGUGCGGAUUCCUUUGCUGUUGGACCAAGAAAAAGCAGCGUGACAUCGCCGCUACUGAAGGAGCCGUGGACGAUCGAGUGACCAAGGAGAAGCCCCAGAAGAAGAGGAUCAAGUUUGGACGGAAGUUUCCAUGGUUGAAACUCGUGAAGUCGAGAGCACAGGAGAGCUCAGACGACGAUGGACAUGUGUCAGUUGACUGCAGGGACUCUGGGGACAGCGACACCCUCACGAGCAGCCAGAGUCCCAGCCUUGUCACUGUGGACUCAGAGUCACUAACAUCUGGAACCUCCCCUACUGGAAGCGAUGUAGAGGAGCAGCAGUCCCCUCCAGGGGUGACACGUGACAUUCCACCUAAUGAGGGACCUUCCCAGUCCCUGAGAAGGAUCCCCAAGUGGCAGAUUCUCCUCUGCAUGGCGGACAGGGGUGAUGCAGGGGAUGGAGAGCACCAGCGGCUGGUCUGCCUCGGGCUACCAAACCUGGGACAGACCUGCUACAUGAAUGCCACCUUGCAGUGUUUCUUCCACCUGCCAACAUUCUGCAAGGACGUCAGGAGGCAGGAAGAACACUGGGGUUUGGUCCCCUAUGCCGACCUGAUCAGAUAUUUCUCUGAUCUUCUGUCUGCAAGAUGUGGUUCAAGGUCAAGGCAGAAGAAGACUUUGCUGAGAAACCUGAUUCAUACGGUUUCUGACCAGUUUGCUGAAGAUGAGCAGAAUGAUGCUCAUGAAUUCUUCAGCUGCCUGAUGUCCCAGCUAAACGAGCUGGGAACGCUAAUUCAGGCCUGGGAUGGAGCAGCAAUGUACGCCUGUCCUGUGGAAGGAAACCUGUCAUUCCAGAUGCUGUGCCAGAGGACGUGUACCAGCUGUGGAGCACAAUCAUCCAGGAUGGAAGAAUUUACCAGUCUCUCCCUGGACGUCCUCCCACAUCUGUCAGUGGAAGAUCUGCUGAAGAUCUACUUCAAGGAUUGUGAGGUAGAGUUCAGAUGUGCCACCUGCAGGGGGAGCCAUGCUGUCCUGUCAUGGGCAUUUAUUACACUGCCUCGUGUACUGGUCCUGCACAUGAAGAGAUUCAGCUUCACGCCACAGUUUGAACUGGUCAAAGUGCAGGACCCAGUUCUCCUCCGCAGGGAGAUCUCCCUGCUCCCCCACUUCAGGGAGAUCUCCCAGCUGACAGGGACACCUCAGGCAGCACAGCUCCCAGAAGCUCACGGGACGGAGAGCCAGACCACAGAGGAGGCACAAAUGCCAGCUGAAGAACAACCCGGUGAUGCCUCACGGAUGCUAAUUGAAGAUGCAGAACGAGAUGAUGCUUUGGAGGGAGAGAGUGACACCGUCUGCGAGAACCUGCAUACAGUGGACUCGCUGCCCCCUGCAGAAACUGGACCAGAGACAGAGCAGCAAACAUCUGCACUGCUGAGGGAGGAGACGGCGGUUUCCGAGACGUCGGAAGGGCAGCCAGCCGGACACCAGUACCAGCUUGUUGGUAUUCUCAGCCACCUUGGCUCCAGGGCCACCUCUGGUCACUACGUCAGCGACACCUUCAGCGUGGAAGAGAUGGGCUGGCUGUCUUUCAGCGACCACGUAGUGACCAGGUCAGAGGAGGAGCAGGUGCUGAGGAAGAGGGAGAGCAGCGCGUACAUGCUGUUCUAUACCCAGCAGGAGUCCUUACACUGAAGACCACUGAUGCCUCCAUACUGGGGACCAUGUCUUAAAAAGUACGGACAUAGAGGAGAACAUGGAAGAGGACCGGAAGGACACGGAAGAGGACCGGAAGCACACGGAACAGGACCGGAAGGACACGGAACAGGACCGGAAGAACACGGAACAGGACCGGAAGGACACGGAAGAGGACCAGAAGCACACGUUUAUAUGACCCUGCGUCAUGGUUUCAGCUUAGAGGACUGUUUGCCCAAAUCAACUUCGAGCUGCCAACCUGAGGGAAGUUGCCAGACUUAGAGCUGCCAGACAGCAAAACCAACCUGAAUGGCAGCAAGUCCCGUCAGCCAUGUUCCUGCAUCUAAUGGACAGCCUCCUCCGAUGAGUACUGGCUGUCAUAGCAGCAAUGGGCAGACCGCCUUCUUAUAAAUGUCCUUGGGUUUUCAAUUAGAUCUUGCACGAGCAGGGUUGGGGUUCCUUUAAAGGUUAGGGUUACUCUCAGGGUUAACUCUAACCCUAAUAUUAACCGUAAAUCUUGUAAAUCUUAUCCUAGCUGUAACCCAAAACACUAAAAUCCAACACUACCGUAGCUAAUGCAAGCUUUAUUCAUGGCAUAAAGGUUAAAAUGCCCGGUAAUUUCCUGUCACAACAGCACAAAUGCACGUAAAAUAAGUACACGAUUACACUAGUAUGACGAGAAAUUGCCAUCUCGCCCUCAGCUAGGCGAAUGAUGUCCCUCUCUGAUUUUGCAGAUUCUGCGCACGUCUGUACAUUGCCGUGAUACCCUUGAGAGAAGUACUAAAUAGCUUUAGUAAAGAUUCACAAUAAUUGUGCGCAAAUCAAAUUUGACAAUAUAGUUGCAGACAGAAGGUUUCCCUAGAUACAUAUGAGAUAAGCAAGACACAUAUGAAAUGCACUUGUUUUUGUCCAUUUUUAUCAUUAUACUCCAAUACAGACAUGUCUGUCAUAAAAUCUAAAUGAAAUAAUUGGCUUAAUUUGAUUGUGAAAGCACAAACAUCUCUUGCUGCCUUUUUAAUUAGCCAACAUACCAUCUUGAAAAUGUUUCAAUACAAUUAUCCUGCAUGACUGCCAAAUUACCACUAGGUGACACUAAAGACUGCUGGGUGAUCUACACUUGCAUUCAUACUGACAGGUUUACUGUACUAUACUCAUGUAUGCAAUGGUGUCAUGUACAUUUACAUGGAAAAUUAUAUUUAAAAUAUCAAAAUAAUAAUAUUGCAACAGUUCCUUUAUGUGGCUCAGUGGGUAACACAGAAUCUAUGUGUGUGUGGAGCGCUUGUUCUCUUUGUGAUGUGUGGCUUGUCUCUGGGCACACGUAGUUCCCAUAGUAUGCAUGCGGGUGCCCUGCCAUACCUGGAACAGGUGCGCUGGGAGCAAAAAUGCGGACUGUCUGGGGUUCCCCAAGGACUGGGUUCAGAAACACUGCCCAUUGCUGUCUGGAAUAGGGACAGUGCCCUUCAAGGUCUUAACUAGCAUUAGCAGCUGGAAAGUGUAUGUAACAAAUUGAAUAUUAUGUGUUACGUAAUAUGCGCAGUUUUAAAAAAAUGUUUAUACUUAAAAAAAUCCAUCCAUCAACCCAUCUUCCAAGUACUUAUCCAGUGCAGGGUUACAAAGGGGGGAGCUGGAACCCAUUCUAAAUAGAGAAAAGUACAAGGCAAGGGUAACUCCCCAGGCGGGACGUUGGUACUGACAUAAUAAAUGAAAAAGCAGGCUUAUGCUCUUUGUCACCAUUAAGAAUGCAUUACCGGCAGUGAAAAGCCAUUCUGCUUUUAGGAAAACAGUUGUUUUCCUUGUUCUUCCUGGGCAGAAUAUUACAUUAAAUGUUUCAUUACAGUCCAUCCCUGCUACCCCGACCAGGAUAAGCGCUUGCAAGACGGAUGAAUACAGCUGCCAGCUCGUGAGGAUUCACUUGAGUUAGUUAGAGCUUUUCACUUUCAGCUCAGAUUGGCUUUGUCACGCCACUCAUUGGCCAGCUUGACCCUCUGGCUGCAUCCUGACCCCUCCCUUCCCAUAAUGCCGUGCCAGGUGUGGCGGGGAGCCAGCAGCUCCUGUAGCUACCCCUCGUCGGGCAACUUAGCAGGUUAGGUUUAGUAAAAAGUGAAUCACCGCUUUGUGACAAUAUGCGUAGUUAUUACAGAAAGGCACUGGUUACCCUCUGAUGCAGAUCGCUGACUGCAGGCAGGAUAGAAUCUUCCAGAAAGAGAUGCACUGCAAAGGUAGUUUUCCCCCAAGAAUACCUACUUCAACUAAAAAAAAUCACUGCAGCUAUUUAAUGGUUGGGAUUCUGAGGUCAUCAUUUUUUACUACUGUUAGGGAAAAUAGUAUAUUUUAUAUUAUUGUUAAUUUGUGAUCAUGGAUGUGAAAGUGAAGUAUGAAGGUAUUAUUGUGAUAAUUUCAGAAUAAAUGCCAGUGACUGCAGUGGGAACUUUAAAAUUAGAGAAAUAAUUCAUUCGCACUUCAAAAAAUAGCUUUGCAUUGCACAUCACUUCUUUCUGUAGCAUUUCUGAUUACAUCAGUUUACAAACUUAUAACAGUAAAUAUAAAAACAAUUAUUACGCAGAUUGGAAGAGAUUACUACAGCUCUUCCAUUUUUGAAAGGGAGUAGUGAUGUUUAAUUUGUUUCCAGCAAAGCUCUACUAAACUGCUAAAAAAAAAAAACAAGCAUACUAAUAUCAUAAAUAUGAACAAGAAAAACAUGCGGUUUCUUUUUCAGCUUUUUUUUUUUUUAUUGUAUAUCCAAAAAACAUAUUUGGAAAACAUAUCUGUAACAGAGGUAACCAUAGCAUUUAAACAUUAUUCUGAAUAAAAUAGGGAGGGACAGACAGAGAAGUCAUCAAAAAAGUCUAGGCGUGACGGCAGCUCUGAAUAGAAGAGCUAUUUUUGGGUGGUUUGAAAAAGCAGGACGAGCCCUGCCUUCACUGUCCUCAGUCAGCACCGCUAACGGUGGCGGAAAAGGUGGGGAGGUCCUGGCAGGUGGCAAAGAGGAGCCGGCGUGUGCCGACAGCAGCCGGACACCCCCUUCCAUGACACCCCCUCCCCCUCCUCGUGCUUCCCUCUGACCAGUGGUGGUCAAAUUCUUAGCAAAAUCAUUCCAGAAUAGCAGAAGUCUCAGUUAAAAUUAGGGACAUUAAGACAGGAUAAGUUAAGUAGGUUAACAAACAACAAUGAAAAAACUAUCUAAGCACUUGGCUAUUUAGCUGAGAAUCAAACAGGAGUUACUGCUUUAGAAGGGAAAUCGCUGCAUGACCUAAUGACAAGCAAGUCAAGUAUGAAACUUGCAAUUUAUUUUUUGUAAAGCUCAUUAUGUAUGAAUGUUAAGGAGUAGUUUUCACAAAUUUUUAAAUGGUUUAUUUUGUUGAUGGAAUGGAAAAUAGACUGAUGCAAUGUGAAUAUAUUAAACACUUUAAAUAAA
This is a messenger RNA of Paramormyrops kingsleyae, 5292 nucleotides long. RefSeq names its product ubiquitin carboxyl-terminal hydrolase 37-like. Gene Ontology annotation, cellular component: nucleus; cytosol. Gene Ontology annotation, biological process: G1/S transition of mitotic cell cycle; protein deubiquitination. Gene Ontology annotation, molecular function: cysteine-type deubiquitinase activity. The record is from RefSeq and is a predicted model, not a curated record. NCBI's taxonomy places the organism in Eukaryota, Metazoa, Chordata, Actinopteri, Osteoglossiformes, Mormyridae.